This is a messenger RNA of Clarias gariepinus (North African catfish), 2116 nucleotides long. RefSeq lists its product as uncharacterized. Lineage: Eukaryota; Metazoa; Chordata; Actinopteri; Siluriformes; Clariidae. The record is from RefSeq and is a predicted model, not a curated record. Gene Ontology annotation, molecular function: ATP hydrolysis activity; GTP binding. The coding region runs from base 97 to 1803 and encodes 568 amino acids. The transcript has 3 exons.
UCAUAGUUCUAACGCCAGUCUGUGUUUGUUUCUCUCGUGAGCUUCCCUGAAACACAGGUCUUUUCAGGAUUUUCAGUUUAAACUUCAGCACACAUUAUGGCUACUAGAUUACAAGCAGCAUCAGAGGCCGUACGUGAUGUAAUUAAGAAGAGUCAAUUAAUAUCCUCCUCUUCUGAAGAUCCACCUUCACGAUAUCGUCUCCUCACAACCAGAACUAAUCUAAAUGAGAAUGACUCAGUAAGAAAAUGGACAUUUGGACAACGAGACAGCAACAUGAAAAACAAAAUCCUUCUGAUGGUUGGAGAAACUGGUACAGGCAAAACUACUCUGAUCAAUGCCAUGGUGAAUUAUAUACUCGGUGUGAAGUUUACAGAUGAAGUGUGGUUUGAAGUUACAGAAGAGGAAGGAGAUAAUCCCACGUCAGAUCAGUCACAAAGUCAAACAAGUCAAAUCACUGUGUAUGAGGUCUUUGCCAAAGACAACGCAACCUGUUUUACCAUCAUUGACACUCCAGGUUAUGGAGACACCAGGGGAACAGAUGUGGAUAAAAAGAUCGCUGAGAAUCUGUUCAAACUGUUUCAGAGUGACACUGGAGUAAAAGAAAUCGAUGCAGUGUGUCUGGUAGUAAAGGCAUCUGAGAAUCGACUUUCUGACAGACAGCAAUACAUCUUUGAUGCAGUUUUGUCCUUAUUUGGUAAAGACAUAGAGAACAACAUUGUCAUGUUUAUCACUCACUCAGAUGGAUUACCUCCAGAUAAUGCUCUUAAUGCCAUCAAGAAAGCAAGGAUUCCCUGCAGGAAAGAUGAAGAAAAUGAACCUGAGCAUUACUUAUUUAACAAUCGGCAAACUGAGAGGAGGAUCAAAAAGUAUAACAGAGCUCUUCAGACAGCUUGGGAACUAACAGAGGAGAGUUUAAAUGAUUUCUUUGACUCACUGAAAGAGCAGAACAGAAAAAGCUUAAAGCAGACUGAAGAGGUUCUGAAGGAGUCCAAACGACUUGAAGCCUGUAUUACUAAUCUACAAGACCGUAUUGACUUUGUGGAACGCAAAGGGAAAGAACUGGCUCAGAUCCAGAAAGCACUUGAGGAAAAUCAAGAGAAGAUUAAGAAAAAUGAAAACUUUACUUUUAAAGUCACCACAUCUUUCAGAGAAAAAGUACCUAUUGAAAAUGCUUCAUGGUGGAACAGGAAGGCUACCAGUUGUUCUGUCUGUCAGGAAAACUGUCAUGAGUAUGGCUGCUGGGCUGCGAUAGGUGCUUCACGGUGUUCUGUCAUGAAAAAUGACCACUGCACUUCAUGUACAGGUAAAUGUCAUCACAAUAAACAUGUCAAAGAGAACAAGAAGUAUGUCACACGCAGCAAAGACACCGUAAUGAGUUAUAAUGAACUUAUAAAGAAAUAUGAAGGGAACAAUGUAUCUGAAUCAGAUACCAAGUUUGACACAGAAUCAUUUAAAAAUGUCAGAGAAGACUUGGAAAGCAACAAGAAAGAGAAAGAGGAAAAAAUAAAUAUAGUGAAGAGAUUGAAAGAAGACAUCGACAAGAAUGAAAAGCAAAAAGCCGACCUGAUAGAAGAAGCGUACACCGCCAUCAUAAAACUGUGUAAGAUUGCUUUAAAGUCAGACUCUGCUUUCAUUGUUCAGACUAUCGACUUCUUGAUCCCUCGAGCUGAGGAAACUGGAAAAGAUGUAGUUGCUUGUAAUCUGAAAAAGCUGAGAGAACUUAAGCCUGAAUCAGAGGAAACAGUUAAUGCUGCGGCUGGAUAUUUCAGUAGACUAAUGAAUGCUUUAACUAAUAAAAAGUGAAUAUAAAAUAUUUAAUAUGGCCAGGAAACAUGCAAAGAAGAAGAAAUUGUAAGCAUAUCUAAAUUAAGAGUAUAAUUGUAGUGUUAUUAGUAGUAAUAUAAUAGUAGUGUUAUUGAUGUAAUAGAGUAUGCAGGAGAGGUUUCAGUCAAGUAAAAAUGUUUUUGCUGGUACAAAAUAAAUUCAUGAGAUUAAUCAUGGCCAUAUAGCAUGUAAUACAUAAACCAUUAUGAACAUGCAGUUGUUUGUUUAACUAAUAAAAGGCAUUGUGCUUAUUUAGAAAUGCAAUUAAUAGUUUGCUUUGGUUUGGUAAUGC